GAGCCCACCAGCCGUCAUUCGUCGGAAUCAUUCGAACUUUGAAAAUGGAUCGGUAGCUGGGAAGGAAACCUGAAGCGAAAUACGCAAAGAAAACGGCUUUUGUCCGCUAUUCAGCGAUUUUUUUUGUGUUGUAAUCAGCAGAGGAAAUUCUACGACCAACUCCGCCCCAACCACACCACCAGCCAGUUCCAGCCACUUCCAGCAGCCACAGAAACAGAAAAAAUAGAGCCCCGCACCAACACCAACACCACUACCGAACACCUCCACCACAACUACAACUACAACUACAACCACAGCAACAACACAACUGCACAGCCAAGCCCACAAAGGAAAGGUGAAACGCAGAGCGCAGAAACAGAAAAUAAACCAAGAUAGCCGAAAAUCCGAAAAACCGAAAAACGCACGGUGCAAAUAGAUAAACCCAUUUUUUGCUUGCGCCCUCCUCUUCGCCCGUGUGCCUAUGUGAUGAGAGAAAUCAGCAGCCACCAUCGAUUACAACAACAUCAACACCAGCGACGACCCAACCACCAGACCUGACCAGCGAGCGAGAGCGGGAGAGCAGCUGCAGAAUCGAAUAGGUUUGCACACCUAGAGAAAGAUAGCAAAGCAGCCGCCGCAUUUCUUGGCAAUUGGAUUAAAAAGCAGAGGAAAACAAAAAACAACCCACGGGCCACCAUUUUGAAUGAGCUGAGAGGGGGCGAGAGAGAGAGAGCGCGAGAGAGCGAGAACUGCUGCUCAUUUGUUGCACCACGCACUGCAGCUGGCCGCGUACCGUAAACCCUUCCAGCUUGGAAAAUCCCCGCUGCAACUGCGACUACAACAUCAUGGUGGAGCAGGAGGAGCCCAAGUCCGGGACAGCUGCCCCCGGGGCGAGUGCAGCGCUGCAGCGUAGCCACGCCGCCAGCACCGCGAGCAACAACAACAACCCCCGAGGAUCCGGGGACAGCGGCAUCCGGAGCGGCAGUGGCAUUUCCUGCAGCAACACGGACAACAGCUGCAGCCAGAGUCAGUCAGACGGGCAGAAUGAGCUGACGCGCUACAGCAGCGAGGAUGUGUCGGGCAAUGAGUCGAGUGAGGCGCCCAACAUGACCGAGAUGGAGCGGCAGGCGGAGCUGAACAGGCACAAGGAGGAGAUGCAGAAGAAGCGACGCAAGAAACGCAUCAGUUCCUCCCUCCAUUCCUCAACGUUCCAAGAGCUGUACAAGCUGACUGGCGAGAUUCUGGGCGAGGGCGCCUACGCAUCGGUGCAAACUUGCGUCAACAUCUACACCGAUCUGGAGUACGCCGUGAAGGUGAUCGAUAAGAUACCGGGGCAUGCGCGUGCGCGUGUCUUUCGCGAAGUGGAGACAUUCCAUCACUGCCAGGGCCAUCUGGGCAUCUUGCAACUGAUCGAGUUCUUCGAGGAUGACGAGAAGUUCUACCUGGUGUUCGAGAAGAUCAACGGGGGUCCGCUGUUGACGCGCAUCCAGGAGCACAUUUGCUUCUCCGAGCACGAGGCAUCGCAGAUAAUCAAGGAGAUCGCCUCCGGACUGGAUUUUCUGCACAAGAAGGGCAUUGCCCAUCGUGAUCUCAAGCCGGAGAAUAUCCUGUGCGUCAAGACGGACUCGCUGUGCCCGAUCAAGAUUUGCGACUUUGAUCUGGGCUCGGGGAUUAAGUUCACCACGGACAUCUCGUCGCCAGCAGCCACUCCCCAGCUAUUGACACCAGUUGGCAGUGCCGAGUUCAUGGCUCCGGAAGUGGUCGACUUGUUUGUGGGUGAGGCUCACUACUACGACAAGAGGUGCGAUCUGUGGUCCCUGGGGGUCAUAGCUUACAUCCUGCUCUGCGGCUACCCGCCGUUUUCGGGCAACUGCGGCGAGGAUUGCGGCUGGAAUCGCGGUGAAAACUGUCGCACGUGCCAGGAGCUGCUUUUCGAGUCCAUUCAAGAAGGACACUUUUCCUUUCCGGAGGCCGAGUGGCAGCAUGUAAGCGAUGAGGCCAAGGACCUGAUUUCCAACCUGCUCGUCAAGCAGGCUUCGGAUCGACUCAGUGCCGAGGCAGUAUUGAAUCACCCCUGGAUUCGUAUGUGCGAGCACGAGCCGCCGGCCAGCAAGCAAUCAGGCCGCCACAAGGCUCUGCAGACGCCCAGCAACAUUCGACGCAAUCACCAGUCGGCUAGGGAGAUCUCGCAGUUUGCCGAAUCGGCCAUGGCCGUCAAGCGCGUGGUCCUGCAGCAUUUCUCGAUGCGCUACGACUACAUGAAGGAGCGCCCGAACAUCUACCAGCCGUCGCAGGCCUACAUGGAUGCCUACAGUGAUGAGAACUACAAUCCCAAGCCGCCGGCUCAUUACACUCGCAAUCGCUCGCAGCGCAACCCGGCCACGUCCCUGUGCAGCUACGGAGGACGCAUGUCCUCGAUGCAUGGCCAGCGGGCCAGCAGCCGUCAGUCCUCGCGGAAUGCCUCUCGCAAUGCUUCGGCAAUUUACCCCAACAGCGGAGGCUUUAAAACACUCAAUGUGCACGAGGAAGAUGACGACGAUGAGGCUCUGGAGGCCUUUGGCCGCAUCGACGACGAUGACGAUGAGUGGGCCAGGUCAACAAGGCAAUACCAGCAGCAGCGCGAGCUGCAGCAGCAGCAGGAAGCGCUGGGCGAAGGUGGUCACUACAGGCGACAGAGUGGAAGCGAGGGCGACGACAUGGAGGAGGAGGAGGAUGGAGAGAGCGAGGACUAUCAGCACUAUAAGCAUUAUUGGCGCGAGUUGGACGAGGACGAGGGCGAUGACUAUCUGUAUGAGCAACAGCAGCAACGCGUCGACGAUAUAGCCGAGGAAGAGGAGGACGAGGAGGAGGUGGAGAAGCUCCUCGAGGAGGAGCAGAAGAAGGAGGAUGAAAAUCAACAAGCUGACAAUCUGAAGCUAUCGAAAGCUUACCUAGAGCAAGUUGGCGAGACCAAUGUGGAGAAAUCGAAGCCACAGCAUGAUAAUGGUUUGUAUGAAAAGGAUGAACUUAUUAUGGAUAAUAAGCAUAUGGAGAAAACAACCCAGCAAAGCGAAUUUGCUAAGCUCACCACAAUGCGCAAAGAUGCGCAGGAGGAGGAGAAUAAGGAGGAGAUUAUGCAGCAGGAGGAGAAGGACAAGGAGACAAAGGAGGAGAAACAGCAGGAUGAUGUUGAUGGGGCUAAGAGGCAAGGACCAUCAAGUGAUAUUAGUGCUACUACCAUCACCGAUAAUAACAAGCAGCAAACACCAGUUAUGACUACAACACAGAUUACCAACUGGCAAACUUGGGAUGCAAAUGAAGAUGAUGAUGUUAAACUAUUGGAUAGUAUUAGUGAUUUAAAUGAAAAGCUACCUGAAAUUUAUGAGACUGCAAAUAUUGUUGUCAACUCAGCGGCAGUGCCAGCAGCAUCAACACCAGCAGCAGCAGCACCAAAAGCAGCACCACCAGCAACAUGCCCACCAACCGAUAAACCAGAGGAAACCAAGGAUUCGAACGAGAUCAAACCGACGACAACUGCUGCUGAGGGGACAACAAUGCGAACGACUUUUGGCAAGGCGGUGGAGGAGCAAGAGCGAGAGCAGAAGCAGAAGCCUCCGACCCAAUCCCAGACCACCACGGGACACAACAGCAAGGCCGGCCGCAAUGUAUACUUUGCUGUCGAUGCAUAUCAGAACGACGAGGAUGCCGAUAUCGACGAGGAUGAUGACUACGAUGAUGAGGAAGAGGAGGGGGAUCUGCGUGAGCAACGCAAGCAACCGCUGCCCUCCAUUGCCAAUGCCUACACCAGGAAGCAGCGACAGCAGCACCAGCGCUACAUUGUGCCGCGCUACCAGACUGCAGAUCCAGUUCCUCUGAAGCAGCAGGCCGAGAACUGGCGCUACCGCACUCAUCACUCGCAGGAGCAGCAGCCGGCAGCGGGCUAUCGCAAGUACCGUCCGCCCUUCAGCACCGGAGGCGGCGGUGGCCACCACGGCAACCAGCAGCGCAAUUACCUGGGCAGCUUCUCGCACAGCGGCGGUGCCGCUGGCUACAAGAUUGCACCGAUGAUGCAGCCACCGAUGCAGCCGCCACAGCAGCCGCCUCCGCGGCACAAUAGCGCCGGAAGCAGCGGCAGUGGCAGCGGCAGCGGUGGAUCCCCGCCAUCCGAUGAGCAGUCGACGAUCCGCAACUGGCGCCAGGAUUGCGUCUACGCCCGCAGCUACGGCAUGCAGCAACCGUCGGAGCAGCAGCAGCAGCGAUACAACCGCUCGACGGCCCAGCGGGCCCAGCAGCAGCCUCGCAUCGGCAGCGGUCGCUUUGCCCACCUGCAGGCGUCCCAGUUGAUGGAGGAGCUGCCGGACAUGCGAAUCGGCCUGUCGCCGCCCAGCGAGAGUGUCCUGCUCCAGCGGCGCCUGCGCCAGCAGCAGCGGGCCAACGAUCUGUCCGAGUACUGCGAGCCGGCCACCGCCAGUGGAUAGGUCGCUUUUGGACAGAUGACUCUGUUUUUCACGCACAUUCUCUGAAGAAAAAUCAAUUUUCCAGUUCUACGAUUCUUUUUGGUGCAACAUUUCAGGCACACACUUACAUUUCAAGCAAAAGUGUACGAAUACAAUUU
Drosophila biarmipes is the source of this 4573-nucleotide messenger RNA. It is a transcript of the gene Lk6, whose product is annotated as probable serine/threonine-protein kinase MARK-C. NCBI's taxonomy places the organism in Eukaryota, Metazoa, Arthropoda, Insecta, Diptera, Drosophilidae. The transcript has 6 exons. Gene Ontology annotation, cellular component: cytoplasm; nucleus. Gene Ontology annotation, biological process: protein autophosphorylation; intracellular signal transduction; peptidyl-serine phosphorylation. Gene Ontology annotation, molecular function: calcium/calmodulin-dependent protein kinase activity; calmodulin binding; ATP binding. Bases 825 to 4436 code for a protein of 1203 amino acids. The record is from RefSeq and is a predicted model, not a curated record.